AUGGCGCACGCUAAGUAUUCCAAACUGAAUGUGAAUGGAGAUGGCUUGAUGACUAUUAAGUACUUGUUUACCAACAGUUUAAUAUUCAUCAUUAUAAAUGGCGCAUUUCUUUGACUAUAAGAGGUAAAGUACUAAGUAACCCUGCGCUGUGAAUCAAGAGGGUUCUUCUUCUUGCCCUCCGAGUACGAGGUAAAGAAUUCAAAGUCUUGUAUUGUUCGUUUUUUUAUGUUAUUUACUAGGUUUUUAAAGAAUGUCUCUACUCAAAGACACUCAGGCGAUUUUUCUCACACAUUUAUGUAUGUUCUGUUUUUAUAUGUCAUUUUUGUCCAAUUGUGUUUCAAACUUCCGCAACGUGUACCUGAAAACAUGCAGUUUCAUCUAUUUGCGCAUAAGCCUAGGGCAGUAAUACAGUUGCUUUGAUAAACGAACUCGUAUUUACGGUGUAUUACUGAGUAAGUUUGGAAUCCCAUUUUGGAAGUAAAACGAAAACCAUUAAUUCAUUAAACUUACUUUUGUCGAUUUCACACCGCGAAUUUUGCCUUUGCUAAUCCCGUUUCUACUCUUUCAUUUUCCUCCAACAGGUGUUUUGUAGAGAUCCUAGUUAUAGAAAUGUUUUCAAAUUACCGUAUAAUCUUCUUCUUUUUACUUUCUUCAUUGGCUUUUAUGGCAAGCAAUUUUCCUCACCACGGGACUCUCCUCUCCUCAAAACCAUUGGGAAGGAAAUCAACACUCCAAGGUGUAUUAUCUUAUGAUCGUAAAUUAUCUUUCGGGAUAAAAUGAUAAUAGCAAAUAAUAAUAACGAAAGAAACAUUACACUCGUGAGUUAAGAAUUAAUGAUGUCAGACAGAGUGUCACCUUAAUAAUUCUUUUCUGUUAUGAGCAAGAUAUCAUCAGGUGACAUGUGGCUUGGAUAUUUGAAAUUUGUAUCUUAAAUUUGGGGAGAUAUUGCUAAAAUUUAUCAACAGUUUAGAAAAAAACAUAACGUUCGACUUAAGCAAGUCAGAGUUAAUGACAAAGAGAGUCAAAUUUGAAGAAGUUUUAAACUGAAUCGCAUUAGGAAUUAACGAACAGCUUCUAUUUACUAAAAAAGAGUUUUUUAAACGAUUACAAUGCGGAGCUGGUGGUAAAUCGGCCAGGUUCUUAGCAGGGGUAUCGCAUGCUGAAUACAGUGUAAGUAUUUGAGGGAAAGCGAACACUCAUUAAAGAAAUCCAAAUUUUGCCAUUAAGGCUUAUUGAUCAUUAACCAACAGCUUAAACAGUACCUUUCAUUCUCUGUUGAACGAAGCUAUAUAGUGGUCCUAGAUUUAUAUUGUGGUGUUUUUAUGUUUUUCAAACAAUAAACGACUUUGCUCUGCUUUGACUCUUUCGAUUAAACGCACUUUUUUUAACGGACUAAAAGAAAAUAAUUUAGCUAUAAUUUUGAAGAUAUUAAGCGUCGAAUUUAAGAGAGGAAUUUUAUUCCAAAAUCGAUAAAGUCCAAAAUAGACUUUUCAGUGAUCUUUUUCUUAUUAAUAUAUUCUUUUCUCCUUCUUAGACUUCGCUGGAGAUUCUGGCUGUCCCGAUGCAAGAGAUAUAUCUUAUUGCAUGUUUGAAGUCAUCUACAACAACGCCUUUGACAUUCAUCAAACUCCGGAGAAGGAUUUUCAAUUAUAUUGUAGAGAUUACUGCUUUUCUCUUUGUUACUAGAGGUAGUUUAAUAACGAAAAUAAUCAUUUCAUUGCGAUCGAUAACUAUCCAGCUGUCCCAACAUUAG
Messenger RNA from Porites lobata, 1753 nucleotides. Lineage: Eukaryota; Metazoa; Cnidaria; Anthozoa; Scleractinia; Poritidae. The record is from the annotation of a GenBank genome assembly.